CUUUGACCGCUCUAUCUCUCUCCUCUUUCUAUCUUUCCAUUUCCAUGUUUAGAUUAAGAACACAACCUAUAUAAGGCCGGUUUCACACCCUACAAGAUAUUCAAAAGUUCAGGCUUUGAAUUCAUCAAAACUCGUGGUCUUCAGCCUGGAAAACUAUUCCUUGAUUCCAACCCACCAAAAACUUUCCAUUCAAAACCUUCUGAGUUGAUCAUUUGUUGCAAGAAUUCAAACACUGCUGUGCCUCUCUGUUGUUGGGUUGUUACGUCUUUGAAGGGUUAGUGCCAUAUAGUGGACUUCUUGUUGUAUAUAAAGGAAGACGGGGGGUAGUCAAGAAUCAACAACAUCUCUUCUACCUAUAGGGCCGGAGUUUGCUUUUCCCAUUUAAAAUUUACAUUAUUUGUCUGAGAAACAGAGAGAGAAUAACAAAGAAAACGUUUUUGGAUCAAGCACUGGUUUCUGAAUUAACUACAGGUGGAGGCUUGUAUUCUAACAAAUUGAAGCCGAUUGGUCCUUGAAUAUCUAUGGGUUUAUCGCUUUCAUUGCUCUUAUCAGCGUGGGAAGAAAUUCUAAAACAUAGGUUCUUCAGUUUGGCAUAUAACAUCAGCUUCGAUACCAAAGAUGGAGAGGUCACGGUUAGGGUAAACAGCUUCAAGAAAAGAGAUUCAGAAAACGUGACCAACAAGUCUGAUGAAAUCAUAACUACUAAAACCAGAAGAAGUUUAAAGAGUUACAAACCGGAAAAUGUAUUACUUGAAACAAGUUUUUCAUUCAAGGAUCUGCUUCAAGACAAAGAGAGAGUUUCAAAUAAAACUUUGAAUAGAAAAGAGGGAUUGAAGCAUUAUCCCAUUCCUGCACUUUCUCUUCCUGAACCAGCAAUCUUGUUUUCACCAAGACCAGUGAGUGAACUCGAUGCAGCUGCAGUUAAACUUCAAAAGGUUUAUAAGAGUUACAGAACUCGAAGAAACCUUGCAGAUUGUGCGGUUGUGGUUGAGGAGCUGUGGUGGAAGGCAUUAGACUUUGCAGCUCUCAAGCGGAGUUCUGUGUCAUUCUUCAAUAUUGAGAAACCAGAAACUGCCGUAUCACGGUGGGCAAGGGCCAGGACAAGAGUAGCUAAGGUGGGGAAGGGCUUGUCGAAAGAUGACAAGGCUCAAAAACUGGCUUUACAGCAUUGGCUUGAAGCUAUUGAUCCACGGCAUCGAUAUGGCCACAAUCUACACAUGUAUUAUGAUGUCUGGUUUAAAAGCCAGAGCAGCCAACCUUUCUUUUACUGGUUGGAUGUUGGAGAUGGUAAAGAAGUAAAUCUGGAGAAAUGUCCUAGGUCUGUUCUUCAUCGCCAAUGUAUCAAAUAUCUUGGACCAAAAGAAAGAGAAGCAUUUGAGGUAAUAGUUGAAAACGGGAAACUUAUUUAUAAGCAAAGUGGAAUGCCUAUAGAAACCAUUGAAGGUUCGAAAUGGAUAUUUGUGCUGAGUACCAGUCGGGCUUUGUACGUUGCGCAAAAGAAGAAAGGCUCGUUUCAACACUCCAGUUUUCUAGCAGGUGGCGCCACCACCGCAGCUGGAAGAUUAGUUGCUCACGACGGAAUUCUUGAGGCAAUAUGGCCCUAUAGUGGUCACUAUCACCCAACAGAAGAGAACUUCCGGGAAUUCAUCAGUUUUCUUGAGGAGAACCAUGUUGACCUCGCUAAUGUAAAGAGGUAUGCCAUUGAUGAUGACAAUCCCUCUUCAAUUACGGUCACCGGCGAGGAAUCAAAACAAAAGCCACCGGUGGGCCCUGAUGUGGACCACAGUAUCAAGGCAGCUACAAUCACAACCGUUAAUCAAAAAGAAAAGAUUGACAUAAAUGAUGAUUCCAACGCAGAAGUACCUUCGUUUGAUGUAGGAAAACGCUUGCCCUGCAACUGGACCACAGGAGCUGGACCCCGCAUCGGUUGUGUGCGAGACUACCCUGCAGAUUUACAGUCGAGAGCACUGGAACAAGUUAGCCUAUCGCCUCGUCCACCAACCGCGCCGUUUGUUAAAUACGGGCCAAUUCCUUCUCCAAGGCCCAGCCCAAAGGUUCGUCUCUCACCAAGGAUCUCGUACAUGGGCCUUCCUAGCCCAAGGACUCCAAUUCCUGCCACCAGCUAAGCUCCACAAUGGGUUUAAUGAUGGGUCAACAUUAGUAGGAUUUUGCCAUUUUGGGUAUCACUGGUGCCCCGACUUUAGGUUUUUAGAAGUUAGAACUGAGGCGGGGACAGAUGGAACUGACCGUGAUUUUUUUUUUUUUUUUUUUGUAAGAAAAUAAUUUUUUUGUGACUUUCUUACUGUUUUUUCAUUAGUUGAAUUUUCCUUAUGGCUUAAUUUUAACCCAAUUGUGUUUGGGUUUUACCUAUUCUUUCAUGUAAACAGAAAAUAUGAAGUAAUAUAAAUAUACAAUCAUAUUCAAUAAAUCAUUCUUUUUAU
Molecule: messenger RNA, 2441 nt
Organism: Pistacia vera
Lineage: Eukaryota; Viridiplantae; Streptophyta; Magnoliopsida; Sapindales; Anacardiaceae
Product: IQ domain-containing protein IQM1-like
Exons: 9
Coding region: 522-2126 (534 amino acids)
Source: RefSeq, a predicted model, not a curated record